UGGGGAGAAGUCAACAAGGAUCCCAGUAACGUUACUUUUCACUUAGAAAAUGGCAAAAUGGUCUGUCGCAGAAUAAAUUUCAGAGCAACUUGGAACAAAUACCUGGAUUUCUAGUAUUGUAUUUUCACAUAGGAAAGUUGGGGGUCUGAAGAGAGAUGCCUGUCGAAAGUGGAAGCAGUGCAUCUUCCCGCCAGGCUAAGCAGAAGCGCAAGUCCCACAGCCUGUCCAUCCGUCGGACCAACAGCACCGAGCAGGAGCGCACAGGUUUACAGAGGGAGAUGUUGGAGGGACAGGAUUCCAAACUACCAUUGUCUUUGAGGAGCAAUCUUUUGGACCUCUUUGGCCAGAUUGAGAGGGAGUUUGAAAACCUCUACAUUGAAAACAUUGAGUUGCGUAGAGAGAUUGAAACCCUGAACGAUCGUUUGACAGCUGAAGGACAAACCAUCGACGGGGGAGACUUGACUAAGGGGGCACUUAAAGCGAAAGCAAGUCAUAGCACAAGUCAACUUUCUCAAAAACUGAAGACAACUUAUAAGGCAUCUACAAGCAAGAUCGUCUCCAGUUUUAAAGCCACCACGUCCAGAGCCGUGUGCCAGCUGGUCAAGGAGUAUGUAGGCCACAGGGAUGGUAUAUGGGACCUGAGUGUCACCAGGAUACAGCCCAUGGUGCUGGGCACAGCGUCAGCAGAUCACAGUGCUAUGCUAUGGAGCAUCGAGACUGGAAAAUGCCUCCUGAAGUAUCUAGGUCAUGCAGGAUCAGUUAACUCUAUCAAGUUCCAUCCCACGGAACAGAUGGCUCUUACAGCGUCUGGUGACCAGACAGCCCAUAUCUGGAGGUACACGGUGCAGCUGCCCACCCCACAGCCUGUAGCCGACAUCACUCAGACGCCCUGUGACGACGACAUAGACUUCUCAGAUAAGGACGAGGCUGACGGGGACGGUGACGGCCCUAACGAGUGUCCCUCCAUCCGCGUCUCUUCCACUACCCUCAGGAGCCACCAGGGGGUGGUCAUUGCUGCAGACUGGCUGGUGGGGGGCAAGCAGGUGGUCACAGCCUCUUGGGACCGGGCUGCCAACCUGUACGAUGUGGAGACCUCUGAGCUCGUCCACUCACUCACUGGCCACGACCAGGAGCUGACCCACUGCUGCACCCACCCCACCCAACGUCUGGUGGUCACCUCGUCCAGAGACACCACCUUCCGUCUGUGGGACUUCAGAGACCCCUCCAUCCACUCUGUCAAUGUAUUCCAGGGACACACUGACACGGUGACGUCAGCAGUGUUCACUGUGGGGGACAACGUGGUGUCUGGGAGUGACGACCGCACCGUCAAGGUCUGGGACCUCAAGAACAUGAGGUCACCCAUAGCUACCAUCCGCACAGACUCUGCCGUCAAUAGGAUAAGUGUGUCAGUGAACCAAAGAAUCAUUGCUCUUCCUCACGACAAUCGUCAAGUCCGGCUGUUUGACAUGUCAGGAGUGCGGCUGGCUCGACUCCCACGCAGCAACAGACAGGGCCACCGGCGCAUGGUGUGCUGCUCAGCCUGGUGUGAGGAUAACUCUUCCUGUAACCUGUUCAGCUGUGGCUUCGACCGGCAGGCCAUCGGAUGGAACAUCAACAUACCCGCGCUGCUGCAGGAGAAGUGAGCCCAGCCAGGACAGGUCCAGAGUCACCUCUGAGCCACCUGCCUGGCCCAUCUGCUAAUUGAGCCCAUCUUAAGAGCUGAUCCCUGGUCAGUCACAUACCCUGACCCUCAGGCAGGGAGGGGAGAAGAUUGAUCGAGGACCCCCCCCCCCUCCCGACCACUUUCUCUUUGUGUCAAUUCCUAUAUUCUUUUGACACUCCAAAUGUGGGCACAGUCUGGUCUACAUGGUCUGAAUAUACAUACCAUAAUACAUACAUGUGUCACAGUGUGUGUGGUGGAUUUCAAUCUUGCCCAUGUACAGAAAAUGUGAAGGACUACUCUCUGCUUUGUUGUUGGGCUUAUUUUGAUCCGUUUAUUCAUCAAAUGAUUAAUCAAAUUGCUGCUGAAGAUAAAUAGCACAGUGUCGAACAGGAGGUAUGGGGGGGGAGGGGUAAAUGUAGUGUGGCUAAUUUUCAGUUCAGAACAAGUCUGUCCCACGUAGAUGGUGUAGCCUUAGAAUAUGAUGAUGUUGAUGAUCAGCAUUUCAUGGAGUCUUGUGUUCUGAAAUGCCACACAUCUGCUUUCUACCUAUCUAACCUGCUCAGAUGUACAGCAGGCCAAGCUAUAUAGCUGUCAUUUUGGCAGAGCCACACCUUGAAGAAGUCUACAGGUCCAGGACAGUCUACUGCUGAUUAACUGAGCUCUGCUUCGUACAAUACAAUGAGGCUACAGUACAGUGAGUUCUUGUGGCUCUGUCAUGCACCUUUUAAAACCAAUAGCUGUUACAGUUUAUUUUGUUGUGUAACACUUUUUAGCCAAAAUCCCAUUGCAGCUUUUGUACAGGAUGUUAAGAAGCCCACUCCGACACAUUAUGUUGUACCAUUGGAAUAACCUGUGUAAACAAUCCAUGUUUUGGGGGGGGAGGUUGAUCGUCUUCACCAUUUCAAUAGGCACUUCAUUUGUGUGUAAUAUUCAUAACUGAGUCUUAGAAAGUAAGACGUUCUGAAAUUGCUGUUUAGAUAUAGAGUUUACCGUUAGCUGUAGAGUUUACCGUUAGCUGUAGAGUUUACCGUUAGCUGUAGAGUUUACGAGCAAUAUUAAUUGGUCAAGUGUAUCUUCAAAUAUUUUAGCAGUGCCAUUAGUCAAUAUUGAAAACCUGUUACAGGGAUACAUAGACCAGUCCUGUUUGUUACCACAUGGUACUUUCGUAAGUGGAAUCUCAUUAAGAGCAUUCAAAUGCAAUAGCUGUAACAUGCUUGUGUGGUCAGUGAUCAUGGCAUUAAUGUCUGCUUCCAAAACAACAAACUGCAUAGAAAACUAAAAGAAGAGAUUGUUGUGAUGUGUUUGGGGGGGAUAGUAUGAUGUCACAAAGUACCGGUGUCUGUUUUUGUUUUUAGAUGAAGAGAGUUGAUGUUGGCCUCUAAAACAUUUGGAGCGUAAUUGUCUGCAGGAAUCACUUGGCAGGCAGCACAGUUGACUAAAUUCCUGCUCUUCCCCAGACAAAUGCUAAAAAAGGAUCUAUGUAGCUCAGUACAUGAGACAAGCCAGUUUUAUUUCAGUAGUAAAGGCUUCUGUAGAGACUUUUAGAUAUACUUUGUGUUUUGCCAAUGUAUAACAAAAUGAUGCUCAUUAAUAUUGAUACAGUAACAGCCACAUUGAACAUCUUACAUCCCAUAUUGAAUAGUUAUCGUGACAUGUCUAAAGCCAUGAAGACAAGUGUAGAAGAAGCCCACGGUUUUAAGUGAGCAUAACUUUCCUUUCACAAUAAAUCUCACAUCUGGUGCAAAUUAAAUGUAAUAUAUUCCGAUAUAUUCAAAGUGGCCCAUUUGGCUUAAUGGUGUCUUACUGCUGCAUAUUUUAUUAACCUUUUUAAUGUUAUGAGGUGCUAUUUUCAUUUCUACUAGUUCUUCAUCCUGUGCAGUUAAAUCAGUUGGAUCUCUUAGGUUUCAUUGACUGAAGUAUUGUUGCUUUAAUCUAUAGGGGUUUGCAUAAAUCUCAAAUACUGAUUUAGUUGUAAUUCUCACGUAUCAUUUACAUCCGGGAUGUCUUAGAGGGCGACGGCUAGCCUGCUCCCAGAUCUGUUUGUGCUCGAGCCAACUCCAUUGGUCUUUAUCAAGCCAAACAACAUGACAGCGGGUGGAUUCCAUUAUGCUGAGCCGUGGGUACCGGUCCAUGGCCCAUGACGUGAAAGGGAAAAAGCGGUGGGGGAGGAGCACCCUUCUCAAAUCAAACAGUAAUCUGCGCCACUUGGUCAUGUCAGCAUCUCUUUUCUAUAAAAUGUUUGAAUUUUCAGACUAGUUUUCAUUGGAAAGGCUGAUUUUUUUUAAAGCGUUGUUUAUCAAAAGCAGGCACUUUUUGCAUUUGAAAACAGAAUCCAACUCAUCACUCCACGUGCUUAGUUACGUCACUUUUGUUCCGAGCCGACUUCGCCUUGGGCUUUGAACGCGGCAUCUGGCUCCAAAACGAAUGCAAUCAACUUUCACCCGGUGCAAAACACGCCUACCAGGGCCAGAUGAAUCAAAUCCCCUCAAUGAGUGACAAGGAGUUGGCAUGAUGGCACAAACAGACUGGCACUCAAGCAAGCUACUGCAUAUUUUGUUGUGCAGUCCUAUGCAUGACUACCACAUGAUGUAGUACAAGAUGCAUUUAUUCAGUGAUUAUAGUAGGCUGUUAAAUGGGUUGGUAAAAUAAGAGGUGCCUCUUGGACCGAAGCCGUCCAGGAUUGUCAUCAUCACUGAUUGAAGUGAAACAGAUUUGUUUGAAUGGCAAAAAUAUCAAACGUGUGGCCUCACUGGUCUGUGAAUGUGUCAUUUUAAAAUGGUUUUCCAGUAUUUUCUUAUUUGCAGACAGUCUAUCUACAGAACUGGAUUUGAUUGCACCUGAACUCAAGCCACAUCCCAGAUCUGUUUGUGUUCUUGCCAACUCCACUGCUCGUUUGGCAUUUGUUACAAUGAGUUUGCAUGAUGGCACACAGACUGGCACUCCGGCUACCUGAACUCCUUAAUCACACAUUCUGAGCCACCAUGUUUAGCUAAUUGACAAUGUUUAUCAUCAACUUAAUAGUUUUGUUAUUAUUUGAUUAUUUACAUUUCAGUCUCAUGGUUUUCUCCCUCAUAAUGUAAAUCUGGUCCUGUGUUCCUGCUCUUUUGUGUACCAAAGGGCACCCUAUUCCCUUUACAGUGCACUACUUUUGACAUGAGCCCUAUGGGGCCUGGUCAGAAAUAGUGCACUACGAAAGAAGUAAUGUGCCAUUUGGGACGUAUCCUUCAUUACAUCACAAAUUUAGCAACAGAAAUCAACUGUGCAAUAGCUUUAGUAAAAAAAAUUUUUUUUUACUUAGCUAAUGAUAUUGUAAGAGUGCCACUAGUACAUAAAUCUCAACAUGAAACAGUUUUUGCUGACAGCGGUGUUGUGCGAGUGAGAGAGCUAUGUAUAAGGAACAACAGCUUGUGAAAUAAAAUGUUGUGCCGUUUUACUCCCUCA
Molecule: messenger RNA, 5104 nt
Organism: Salvelinus namaycush (lake trout)
Lineage: Eukaryota; Metazoa; Chordata; Actinopteri; Salmoniformes; Salmonidae
Product: WD repeat-containing protein 37-like
Exons: 15
Coding region: 156-1643 (495 amino acids)
Cellular component (GO): preribosome, large subunit precursor
Molecular function (GO): protein binding
Source: RefSeq, a predicted model, not a curated record